Molecule: messenger RNA, 1029 nt
Organism: Anopheles darlingi
Lineage: Eukaryota; Metazoa; Arthropoda; Insecta; Diptera; Culicidae
Product: protein atonal-like
Exons: 1
Coding region: 1-1029 (342 amino acids)
Molecular function (GO): protein dimerization activity
Source: RefSeq, a predicted model, not a curated record
AUGGCAAGUGACUUUAGCCGGCAUCAUCCGUUCUACUAUUACGGCCAGGAGACGAUGGCCCAGUGUUCUAAUGGUGGUGUUGCUGGUGGUGGUGGUGGUGUGAACAUUAAGAUGGAGCAGCAUGAGGGACCGACAGCACUCACCGAAUCGUACGGUGAUGGCGGAAUGUACGGAUUCACACAACCGGCAAACAACGGGUUGGUUGGUCAGCAAACUGUCACCACGAUUGCACCGAACGUGGUGAUGUUGCCGGGAUUCAUGGAUAACUAUCCCGACAGCUGGAUGACACCCAGCCCGUCCAGCUUUGGAUCCGAAAGUCCGGACUACUACUCGCUAGCCAAUUCGCCCCAGCGUAGCUUCAUCGACGUUGAAGAGUACAAAGAGAACCUGCUCGGUAUGCGACCUCCUCAGCAACAACAGCAGCAGCAGCAGCAGCAACACCAGUGCCUCCAGACCCAUAUGUCCUUACCGGCAACACUUCCACUGUCACCUCCUCUUGCUGCUCAAUCGCACCAGCCACAGCAACACCAGCCGUCGUUGCCGGGCAACCGAUCGGUAGGAGAGAUCUCGGUACAAUCCACGAACACCACAACGACCAGUCCGGUGACAAGCCUUCCGGUGAAAAAACGCCAAUACAAUCGCAAACCGAAGCCCAAACCGGAACAGCAACCGACGGGCGCGAUCGAAACCGACACUACCUCCACACUGGAAUUGUCCUGUCUGACGUCCUUCACCAAGACGGGCCAGGGCAAGCCGGUAUCUACCUCCACCAUCGCCGGGAACACUACUUCGACAGCAGCCCCUGUAGCGGGAAAACGGAAACGCAAACUGGUGCCACCGCAGAUCAAGAAGAAACGUCGACUGGCGGCGAAUGCCCGGGAGCGUAAGCGAAUGCAGAGCCUUAACGAUGCGUUCGAUCGAUUGCGCCAAUAUCUUCCAUCGCUCGGUAACGAUCGGCAGCUAUCGAAGCAUGAAACACUGCAGAUGGCACAGACCUACAUCACCGCACUGGCGGAACUGUUACAGUAG